Molecule: messenger RNA, 183 nt
Organism: Colletotrichum destructivum
Lineage: Eukaryota; Fungi; Ascomycota; Sordariomycetes; Glomerellales; Glomerellaceae
Exons: 1
Coding region: 1-183 (60 amino acids)
Source: RefSeq, a predicted model, not a curated record
AUGGAUUGCCUAGUCGGAGGAGCACUUUGUCUUCCUGGGAAGAACCCCCCAUCUCCAGAUGCACCGGCCAACUUCCACUCCGGGAAGAUCACCGGACACAGACGGGCGGUCUCCCGUCGGGUCAGGAACGGCUGGAGAGAGGCCGUGGCGCGGCGACUGGGAGUUCUUUCCAGACCCUCCUGA